Molecule: messenger RNA, 4999 nt
Organism: Acanthochromis polyacanthus (spiny chromis)
Lineage: Eukaryota; Metazoa; Chordata; Actinopteri; Pomacentridae
Gene: carm1
Product: coactivator-associated arginine methyltransferase 1
Exons: 16
Coding region: 121-1866 (581 amino acids)
Biological process (GO): peptidyl-arginine methylation
Molecular function (GO): protein-arginine N-methyltransferase activity
Source: RefSeq, a predicted model, not a curated record
CUGCUGCAGCGGGCUCCUCCACGCCGAUGCCCAGCCUGCUUGCCUGCCUCCAGCAGAGAGCGGUGAGUGGUUGGAUGUGAGCGCCACCGACCUGCUGCUGUCUCUACUUCCAGAUCGAAGAUGGCGGUCUCGGUGUUCCCCGGCGUGCGGCUCCUCUCCAUCGGAGACGCGAACGGAGACAUCCAGCGGCACUCGGAGCAGCAGCCCCUGCGGCUAGAAGUGAAAACCUCACAGGACGCGGCCCUCAUCAAUCUCUCCAAUGGAGAGGAGGCGAGUGUGUUCAAGUGUUCGGUUUCCAGGGAGACGGAGUGCAGCCGCGUGGGGAAGCAGUCGUUCAUCAUCACACUGGGCUGCAACAGCGUCCUGCUGCAGUUCUCCUCACCUGCAGACUUUCAGUCCUUUUAUAACCUCCUGAAGAAUUGUCGUGGACAUCUUACUGAGCACUCAGUCUUCAGCGACAGAACAGAGGAAUCCUCUGCUGUACAGUAUUUCCAGUUUUAUGGCUACCUCUCCCAGCAACAGAACAUGAUGCAGGACUAUGUUCGGACAGGGACUUAUCAGCGGGCUAUUCUCCAGAACCACACCGACUUUAAGGAUAAGGUGGUGCUGGAUGUGGGUUGUGGCUCGGGGAUUCUCUCUUUCUUUGCAGCUCAGGCUGGAGCCAGGAAGGUCUACGCUGUGGAGGCCAGCACCAUGGCACAGCAUGCCGAGGUGCUGGUGAACAGUAACCGUCUAGGGGAGCGCGUGGUCGUCAUCCCGGGGAAGGUGGAGGAGGUGACGCUGCCCGAGCAGGUGGACAUUAUCAUCUCAGAGCCCAUGGGCUACAUGCUGUUCAACGAGCGCAUGCUGGAGAGCUACCUGCACGCCAAGAAAUUCCUCAAACCCAACGGUAAAAUGUUCCCCACCAUCGGAGACGUCCACUUGGCCCCCUUCACAGACGAGCAGCUCUACAUGGAACAGUUCACCAAGGCCAACUUCUGGUACCAGCCCUCCUUCCACGGUGUAGACCUCUCUGCCCUACGAGGGGCAGCAGUGGACGAGUAUUUCCGCCAGCCAAUUGUGGACACGUUUGAUAUCCGUAUUCUGAUGGCCAAGUCGGUCAAAUACACGGUGAACUUCCUGGAGGCCAAAGAAGACGAUCUCUACAGGAUAGAGAUUCCCUUUAAGUUCCACAUGAUGCACUCAGGCCUGGUGCACGGCCUGGCUUUCUGGUUUGAUGUGGCAUUCAUGGGAUCAGUGAUGACGGUAUGGCUGUCCACGGCACCCACAGAGCCUCUCACCCACUGGUAUCAGGUGCGCUGUCUGCUGCAGUCUCCUCUCUUCACCAAGGCUGGGGACACGCUGUCCGGCACUGCACUGCUGGUGGCCAACAAGAGACAAAGCUACGACAUCAGUAUUGUUGCCCAGGUGGACCAGACAGGAUCAAAGUCCAGCAACCUCCUGGACUUGAAGAACCCCUUUUUCAGGUACACAGGCACCACCCCCAACCCCCCUCCUGGCUCACACUACACCUCCCCAUCUGAGAACAUGUGGAACACAGGGGCGGCCUACAGCAUGAGUCAGGGGAUGGCUGUAUCAGGGAUGCCAGCAGCUUAUGACCUCAGCACAGUCAUCGGCAGCGGCCCGUCAGUGUCUCACAACAACCUCAUCCCCCUGGUGAACACAGGGAUUGUAAACCACACCCACUCCAGGAUGGGCUCCAUCAUGAGCACAGGAAUUGUCCAGGGAGCCACUACGGGCCAGUCGGGUCCCAGCAGCAGCGGUACUUACUAUCCCGUCACCAACCAGUUCACCAUGGGGGGUGCUGCCAUCUCCAUGGCCUCGCCUAUGGUCAUCCCCAGCAACACCAUGCAUUACGGCAGUUAAGACGAAGACCUUGCAAAGACCUAUUUGACCUCCCGUGCCCCCGCAUGACAAGCGAUCCUCCCUCUCCUCCCCCCCGCCCUCCAACCCUAACUGAUCCACCAACCGCAGCCAAAACCAGUAUACCAAAACCAGUGCUGUGCUGGCACUUCCUCCCCUCAUUCGUCGCCCUCUUUCUACUCUGUUCAGUCCAUCACUAGAUGAAUGGUCGAACGCUCUCGUAUCCGUCCAGACUCUUGUCUUGCUGAAAGCUGAGGCCUCCUUUCACCCCUCUUCUUGAAUUCAUUGAGACUGUACCACAUUUGAGAUGCACAGCAGCUGCCCCCCUCGUCCCUGGGUCCCACCUUCCUCCCUCUACAUCUAUCUCAGUCCCUCCACUCCGUUCGUUUUUGUGUGUCAUGACCCUUACAGUGUUUGUCCUCUCCUAAGAAUCUGAGUUGCCAGAUACCAGCAUCAGUCCGUUCCCACCAUCCUCCACCCCAGAGCGAAGCUUCUCAGUUGUGCAGCAGGACACUAUUAUCAUCAUCUUCAUCAUCAUCAUCACAGCUGCCACCUCGGCUUUUCAUAUCGGAUCCGAUCUUCAAGGCUCCUCCGCACUUCUCUGAAGAGACUGACUCACGCCAGACAAAACGCUUCCUUCAGUCACAUAAAAACAUAUUUUUCCUGCGUUAUCUUAGUUUACUCGUGCAGUUUGGUUUCAGGCACAGGCGGAUAUAUCAGAAACUGAAACCAUAUACAUGAUCCGGCACCCUAAGGAACCUGUAGAAAAUGUGCUUUUUUUACCACCUGGGACAAACCGAUCCUUUAAGUUCUGCUCGGACGCUUUGGUGUUGCUGUAUUCUGCUAAAAUUCACAUAAACAUAAAGUUUUGGGAGAACAAUACGCUGGUCGCCUUCCGUGUUGAGCAUCGAGAUAAACAGGAGCCAUGAAGAACUUUUCGUCUCCGUCGUUGGUUCUAAUCCUGUUUGCUAAUUUCUCAGAAUCACUACGUUGACUGGAAGUGUGGAUGCUAGCUACGCCUUCAUGCUAGCAUGUUAGCACACAUUACUGUAAGUGAUAGCUGGCCUCAAUAGAGCGUUGUGUAUUUGCUCUUUUUAAAGCUGCAUGAAUUUAAACGGUGAACCCAACACUGAUAUGAUAAACCAGAAAGUUAUUACGGUGGACACAACGUUUUGACAGCUCAAAAAAAUGUAGGUCCAAAGUCCACCAUCCGUUUCGUACGGUUUUUUAAGUUUUUCUACAAAAAUGAAUGCUCCCUCUGUGUUCACCAGGUAGCUGCUAGCUUUGUCUGUAUUUGUUGCUAUUGAAAAAUUUUACUAGAAAUAUUUUCCUGCUCGAAACUUGAUGCCGGUACACCAAAGCAGACAAACACAUUUCUGGAUGAGCUAAAGAUGCUAAAAAGUUCCACCUUAUGGCAUCUUUUAGCACUUGAACUGCUGGAUAAGUAAUGAUAAUCUCUGACUUUGUCGCUGCUUAUCUCUCAGAUGUUGUAGUUGAACUUUCUUGUUCAUUUAUUGUCAAAAAGACAUUUUAGAAUCACUUGUACCUUCAGAAGCAUUGCUGGGCCAGCAGUAGGAUGUCUGGAUGUCAGGAUAGUGAGGUCGCAAGUUGCACCACAAACUCAUAGGAGCUGUUGGAAGAUGUUUUGUGUCGGCUCGAUUUCCUGUCCCACCUCCAGUUUUAGCCCCAACUUCAAACAUUUAAAUUAAUAAUAAUAAUAGAGUCUUUUAAUCUACGAGUUUGAUGGCAAACCAGCAUGUUUCGUGUGAUGCUGGACAGUUUAAAGCUGCUACAGGCUCUGAUUCUGUCACUUCGUAGGCAGAGUUAAGGCCUCAGGAGGCUUCAAACCAAGUCGGUUGCCUGACGCGUCGAAUGAUCCCGUUUAGAGGAACGUGUUUGUAGCUGGUCUGACCUCAGGAUGGGCCAUAAACUUGCUGUCAGAACAAGAGCUCUGGGUUUUUGUUGUCAGAGCAAUGAAUUGCACAAAGCCUUUCAGUUGUUGCACUUGCUUGUACUGAAAAGGUGAUAGAAGUAAUUGUAUGAAUAAGGAUUAAAGGGAGGUUUAGAGGGAAAGUGGAACCUUGCUUUCACACUUUUACACAAUCUGCUAUUUUCUGUCAAGGCAAAGUGUUUGUCUGAUGUUGUGUGCUUUGGGUUGAAGCAUCCAGAGGAGCUGUUAGCAACCUGUGGAUGAUUCCAGAGUUGUCUCGAUGCCCGACAUGGAAGGUGACCAACAGGACAGUCUGGUAAAAAAACUUCUGUUCAAGCUUCAGUCCUGUUGAAACAUGAAAUGCACUUUCUGCUGCUCCCGGUUUCUUCCCCCGAUAGCCGUUUCUAGCCGAGAGGACGUUGCAGCAGCCGUUUGUUGAGCCAGAUCGCUCCGGCACAGUUGGAGGAAGCAGAUUGGAAGAACGAACCAGUGAGGACCAAUGACCCAGAGGCAGACAGCCGGUUGCCAGAAAGAGGGAAGCUGUGCUGGAUCGGCAGCGUCCUAGUUUACAUCCUUCCCCUCCUCCUCUGAGACUGUGAGACUGUCGCUAAGAGACUUGGAUGUGGAGGCGUGGGAGCCGGGGCCUGUCCUGCCUCCUCCCUCCUCGUCUGUUCACCACGUAUGACCUCCAACAUAUCAUCUCCCCGACACGCCCCACGCCCUCGUCCCUUUUUUAUCAGUCAAGGAAAGAAGGACUGACACAUUUAUGCAUUGCUUCCAGUGUCACAACUAUUGGAAUUUCUGAGUUUAGCGAGUUGUAAGAGAGCUGAUGAAAAAAAAAUAAUGUCUCUUUGUAGGAUUAACCUUUUUGUUGUCUAUUUUUUGUUUUAUUUUUCCUUUCACAAAAAACAAACGAUUAAAAAAAAGAGAGAGAGAGAGCAAAUUAAAUGUGGCAAAGUUGUUCCAAAACCCAUCCUGGAAUCAGGUGUUGUAGUACUUUUAAUGAAUAGACUGUGGACACGCCAGAUGUUUACCGUGUGCUAGCUAGCCGUUAGCCGUCAUGUCCCUUCUGUCAUGGAAUCAUUGCUGUGUAGUCGAUUAGUGGCAUCCACUCUGAUCAUGGAAACGUGUAUGAGGAAGACUGUGUGUCAUGUUCUGUCAUUUCUGUGUGUUUACAACCAGUAAUUACACCUUUUCACUGUCUGA